Messenger RNA from Sardina pilchardus (European sardine), 2981 nucleotides. It is a transcript of the gene lrp3, whose product is annotated as low density lipoprotein receptor-related protein 3. Gene Ontology annotation, cellular component: plasma membrane. Lineage: Eukaryota; Metazoa; Chordata; Actinopteri; Clupeiformes; Clupeidae. The record is from RefSeq and is a predicted model, not a curated record. Bases 191 to 2944 code for a protein of 917 amino acids. The transcript is spliced from 8 exons. Gene Ontology annotation, molecular function: protein binding.
CAAGUGCUGUGUGCACAGUCGUUACCUCAUCCCCCCAACCCAGCCCGUUUCUGUCAGACCUGCAUUUAACCGUGAGCGCACUCGUUUAACGCAAGCAACCGGGGCUUCAUGUUGACUGCGCACCGCAGGGAUUCGCCUGCACAGCGAGCCUCUCCGACGUUCCCGGAGCCUGGGCGAAGAUGACAAAAGGAUGGCAUGUUGUGGUGAGAUGACGGGGAGCAUGGCAGCCCCAGGGCCGCUGCUAGUGUGGCUGCUCGGCGUCGGCUGCGCUGUAGGCUGUGCGGCGGGCUGCGGUGUCCAGACGGAGGUGCAUAGUGAGAGGAGAGGGGUGAUCUUCAGCCCGUCAUGGCCGCUGCGCUACCCUGCUGGACUCAACUGCAGCUGGGACAUCCAGGCCGAGAGAGGGGAGGUCAUCACCAUCAGUUUCCGUAGCUUUGACGUAGAGGAGUCCCCUGGGUGUGUGGGGGACUGGCUGCAGCUGGGUCCGGUGUGGAGGGGGGGGGAGUACCGUGUGUGUGGCCCCCUGCUGCCCCCCCCCUUCAUCUCCGUCCACGGACGCGUCCUGCUCCUCUUCCACACACACACCAACUCAUCUGGACAGGCACAGGGCUUCCGCCUCUUCUACAUACGAGGGCGCCUGGGCCAGAGCAUGUGCCAGGCGGACGAGUUCCUGUGCGGUAACGGGAAGUGUGUGUUGCGGGCGUGGCGCUGUAACGGGCAGGACGAGUGCGGCGACCAGACGGACGAGCGCAGCUGCACGGCCCCGCCCACCGACGCGCCCUUUGACCUCUGCCCCCGCGGGUCGUUGGCAUGCCGACUGGGCCCCACCACGCGCUGCCUGCCCCCCGAGCGGCGCUGCGACGGCACCAGCGACUGCCCCGACGGCACGGACGAGCUGGCCUGCGCCCCUGACCCCUCCUCCUCCUCCGACACGCCCGCACCCUGCGUCCAGCGCCUCCGCAGCUUCUACGGAGCCUUCGCAUCGCCCGACUUCCUGCGUCCGCCCCCAGCGUCCGGCGUCUGGUCCGAGCGCAGGUGCAGCUGGCAGCUGGACACGGCUGACCCGCGGCCGCUGCUGUUGCGUCUGGAGCUGCGCUUGGCUCCGGGCGACGCGCUGCGUGUGUUUGACGGGCUGACGCCGCGGCCAGAGCGCCUCCUGCAGGAGCUGUCCCACCACUACAACGCCCGCGCACCGCAGCUGGAGUCCAGCAGGGGGCAGAUGACCCUCCUGUACCGCGCAGCACCCGGCAGCAGGGGCCGAGGAUUCAGCGCCUCGUACCGCGCCAAGGGCUACUGUUUCCCGGGCGACACUCCGUGCGGCGGAGACCAGGGCUGCUUCUCCGGGCACCAGCGCUGCGACGCCUACUGGCACUGCCCGUCCGGCCGCGACGAGGAGGGCUGCCCGGGGUGCCCGGCGGGGGCCUACCCGUGCGGGGGGGGGUCGGCGGGGUCGGGGGGGUCGGGGGGGUCGUGCUACACGGCCGAGGAGCGCUGCGACAGCCAGAAGCAGUGCCCGGGCGGCGGCGACGAGAAGAACUGCGCCUCGUGCCAACCGGGCAGCUUCCACUGCGCCAGCAAGCGCUGCGUGUCCGAGCAGUGGCGCUGCGACGGCCAGGACGACUGCAGCGACGGCAGCGACGAGCGCCAGUGUCUGACCUUGAGCGUCCCGCGCAAGGUCAUCACCGCCGCCAUCAUCGGCAGCCUCGUCUGCAGCCUGCUGCUGGUCAUCGCCCUCGGCUGCGCUUUUAAACUCUACACGCUGAGGAACCGGGAGUACAGGGCGUUCGAGACACAGAUGACUCGCAUGGAGGCGGAGUUUGUCCAGAGGGAGGCCCCGCCCUCUUAUGGUCAGCUGAUCGCCCAAGGCCUCAUCCCACCUGUGGACGACUUCCCCGUCUACAACCCCAACCAGGUGUCGAUGCUCCAGAAUCUUCGUACUGCGAUGCGUCGUCAGCUGCGCCGCCACUCCUCCCGCCGCUCAUCGUCACGGCGACGGCUGGGCCGCGCCUGGAACCGCCUGUUCCACCGCGGCUCUCGCCUGAGAGGUCACAUCCCGCUGCUGACCCCUCCCUCGGGGACGACUCCCUCCGCCGCCCCCGCCGGCGACACACACACUCACACACACACACACACACACACACACUCGGCCUCCACCCCCUCGCCCUGCUCCGCCGCAGCCCUGGGCCUCGCUGCACUCUGCCACGCCCCCACACACACACACUCACACACGCACUGCUUACCUGACUCGCCAGAGUCGCCGGAGUCGCCCGGCUCACCCCUGUCACCUGUGUCGGCUCUUUCACCUGACUCACCUGACUCACCUGACACACCUGAGUCUGAGUCCCCCAUCACGCCUGAGUCCGCCGGGUCCCCCCUCUCCUCCUCCUCGGACUCCUCCAGCUCGGACGCCCAGGCGGGGCAGGACGGUGGCCCAGCCGGAGGCUCCUCUCCUGGGCAGGGUGAGGAGGACGAGUGCCCCCCCGUGGUGGUCCAGAGCCCCAGGAUCGGCCCGCUCAUCUACCGCCACCGUCCAGCCCGGAGACGGGCCCUGGCCCUCGCCGCACACUCACACUCACACACACACACACACACACACUCACACUCACACAGGGACACAGACACGGACGCACGCGCACACACACACGCACACACACACACAGCCAGGAGGCGGGCCCUGGCGUUAGCAGCACACCUGAGGGGCGUGGCUCUGAUCAACUACCCCUCCAGAGGACCCUCCCCCCUCAGCUCCCCAGACACGCCCCUUCCCCCGCCGGCCAAUCAGAGCCAGAGACAGCAGGUGGUGGGCGGGCCGAGGAGCCCCGCGGUUACCACGCCAACGGAGGACAAACAGAGAGAAGCGUCGGGGGUGAGGAGGGACUCUAAUGACCUGUCAAUCACAAGCAGCUCAGGGGACGAACAGGAGGGAACGCUGCUCAUCACCUGACACACACACACACACACACACACUCUCACACACACAC